AUGUUACACGUGAGAACGGAUUUUUUCAAACGGCAAGAUGCCACAGCGAAUUCUCAACAUCCAUCAUCUCAACAACAAACGCAUCCAUUAUUUUCAGCAAAUAGACGAUAUGCGUCAAAUUUAAAUUUACCAACGGUUAGUACUCCAAGAACUUGUGUGACAAGUGAAAUAUCAAUUGAUCGAAUGAAUCAUCCUUAUCAGAACUUAUAUGACCGUAGAAACAAUCCAAUGUCUAUUCAACAUUCAACGACAACGACACCAGUCGUUGUCAGACUAUCACGUUCCUCAUCAUCUCAUUCCAAUUCGCCUUAUAUACCAAUAACUAAUACAGCUAUUGUUAACAAUAAUAAUAUUGCUUCACAUCAACACAAAAAAUUUUCAAGUAAUCGUUUAUUGAAAGAAGCGCAAUUAUUAUUGAGACGGUCAUGGCCGAAUCCAUUUGUUCAAGGCAGGUCACCAUUCAUUUUUCUUGUUGGUGUUGCAUUAUCCAUCUCUCAUGCAAUUAUUCCAGAAGAAGAACAACAAGGAUUUAAACAUCUUGCAGAGGUUUAUUUCACAUUUUUAUAUUGGUUAUCAAUAUUCUGGAUGUUAUUCUUUAUUUUCGAUAUCGUUCGUCAUCGUCGAAAAAUAAAUUUAAACUCUAAUAAAUCAAAAAUUGGUUCUCAUUUGAAUAUAAACGGUCCUGUUGGUCGUGGUGAUAUAUUCAAAGCCAUCGCAAAAACGACACCUUAUUUUGAUUUAAAAUUAUUUGAUGAUGUUAAAUUAGAUGAGACACAAGAGAAUAACCUUUCUCUAAGUGAUCAGCAUACUGAUGACGAUGACAAUGGUGGUGAGUUAGAAAAAUCAUUAGAGGAUGUAUCAUCCCCAAUAAAACAAACUGUUCAUUACCAGCGUUCGAGAAACACCGACGAUCGUCGGUUAGCAUUAGAUAAAGGUGGAAUAAGUAAUCUUCGGGCUUACAUCAGACAUCGGAAAGAUAGUAUUGUACAACGUGUCAUUGGCUACAAUUAUGAUGACAAGUCAACAGCUGGUGGAUUAUAUAUUCGAGUGGGAACAGGAAGUUCGUAGUGAUGAUUAAUAUGAUUUUCUAUAGAAUAAAAUAUCGAAUUGCAAUGAGAAACGAAUUCAUCUAACUUGUGGUUCGAGUAAUGCGUGAGUUCUGAACCGAUUUUCACCAAAAUGAGGGCUUUUACAGCUAAGGAUCUUAGUUAUUUAAUAAUCUAAAAAUUAUUGAAAAACUUCCAUAAAAAACAGAUUCCAGAAAACACUACUAGGGAAACAGUGUUUUCGGAUUCAGUCAGUCUCUAUACCAAAAUAGAACCGUAUAGUCGAAGUUCUGUGCGAUCAAAUUUAACGAAGUCAUACGCACAAAACGUUAAUGUAUAAAAAAACGAGGUGGUUGUCUAUUAGGCACUAAGCUUACUUGGAACCGUACAGCGAAGUUCCAAAUAUCCAACUGAAAACACGGAGUUUUCAAUACUUGCGUGAAACUUAUUUUUCAGAAUAUAUCAGAUGAUAUUGUAGGAAAUAUUUUCAACAAUCAAUUGACUAAACUGUUCUGUAUGUAAUGAACCGACCUUGUGAUUUAUGCGACAAAGAAUGGUAGACUUAACAAACCAUAGGGUAUCAGUCUAGCAUCCGAUGAAACAAUUCAUGUUCUGGAGAAAAAGAAUUAGCAAAAGCUAAGAGAAAUAAAGCAAAAAUUAAACGUGCUAUGUCAAAAUAAAUUAGAUCUUAAUAGUACAUUAUGUCUCCAAUAACAACAGUGACAGGUACUUAUAAUUUCUAUAUGUCCAAACCAGAGCUUACCGGACUGAUACAUCACCCUUGCUUUUUAGUUCCUCCAUCAGUAUCAAUGUGAUCUGCACAAACUUGCUCCAGUGCAAAUUUAUCACAUUAGGCAUUUAUGCUUCAACUGUCUUUUCCAUUUAAUGUAUCAUAUUUUCGCUUAACAGGUACAUAUGAGCGUCUAACACCGCUCAGAGCUGCUAACAGUGACAUUUUCUUGACAUCUCAGUCAACUACAUAGUAGAACAGAAAUGUUACAAAUGGACUAGAGCGAGUUUGUGCGGGUCUUAUUGACACUGAUGGAGGAAUUAAAUAGCAAGAGUGAUCUAACAAUCGACGGACCUCAUUCUCAUCAACAUGACUAUAUAAAAUUUCUUAGUUUGUCUUACAAAGUUUUCUAAAGCACAAAUUUUACUCAGAUGAAUAAAAAACCCUGUAUUUGACUGAAGAAGUUCCAAUCAGGCACUGAUUUGACUGUACGGUUCCAUUUGGUACAGAGACUGAUUGAAUCCCAAAACACACUCUUCUUAGUAUAGUCCCAUGGAA
Didymodactylos carnosus is the source of this 2334-nucleotide messenger RNA. The record is from the annotation of a GenBank genome assembly. NCBI's taxonomy places the organism in Eukaryota, Metazoa, Rotifera, Eurotatoria, Philodinida, Philodinidae.